GUCAGGAGGAUAUCGAGAAUUCCGAGGAAUUUUCACCGCCAGAGAGGUCAGUCGAUUUAUUCGCUUUUUCUUUCCUAUGAAGUAAUUCGCUUGGAUUAUUGGUCGAACCGUUUGAAAAACGAGAAAUCGACGUUCCUCGCGGCGUACCCUUAUUUUCUUACCUGUUGCUUUUAAAGGGGGAGGGGGAUACAGGUGUACGCCCGCACUAGCGCGUACCAAGUAAGGUUAAAAACCUUUGCUUCACGUUUUUUACUCUCUCCGAAUAGUAAGGAAUUUCGAUAUAAAGAAUCUUUGGGUAUCGAGUUCGUUCCUUUGUGAAAAGUGCGACCGUUAUCCCGUAGUUUACGUUUAAAUUUCAUCGGGAUUACGUGCACUGUGUGACCUCUGAAAAAAUGCAUUUAUUUUUAAUUCACGCUUCAAAUUAUUUUAUUCGUUCGUUCGACGAGACAUACGAUCCCUUUGGACCGAUCGUUCUAUCCCUCUCGACGUAUCCCGAUCGUACUGCGAUAUUCUCUUGAUGUAUCUGUGACUUGUACGUUUCUACAAAUCGCGCUCGCGAGUACCCAUAUUAUUGACCUUUUUUUUUUCUAUUGUUGUCAACUCAUUGUACUAGGAUACAGUUCACUUCGGUCAUAUCAGAUGUGUCUGAGGUAUAAGAGAUUCUCGUUACAUCCUAGUAUACGUAGUUAGUAUCUCUUAAAAUUGUCAUUUCUCAUACAUUAGAGUUUCCCUUUUAGCUUUUCCUUUUCUAAACAGCCUUUCGUUACUUUCAAGUGAAAAUCUACGAGCUUAAGAUGAGCCAACAAACGUCCUCUUCACCAUGGUGGAGCAGUAAACGAGUACGUAUGGACGAUGGCUGUAAUAACUUAAAUAGUACAUUUAAUAGUACGUCAAAGAAUAGUACAAGAUGGUCUUACACUGCCGAUAGUAGUCUCGUCGAGCCAGAAAUAUUAGAAGACAUGGGUGUUAGUAUGCUGGAGGACGAAGCAAUCAACUGUGAUAACGUUAACAAAGUACAGUCGCCGGAUUGUAUUAUUCCGCUAAAUAAUGCGGAUAAUAAUAAACGGUUACCAUUGAACGAUAACGGCAUUUACAAAUCGGAAGAGAAACCUCUGUACAGAGAUUCUAGUUUUGAAACUGCCAGUAUCGAAAGGCUAGAACAGGAUCCGUACGAUAUGGACAAUCCAUGCAAUUAUGGACAUACGAAUGAAUCUGGUUAUGGUUCAAGGGUGGAGGUUGAAGCAUUUGGGGAUACUAAAGAUGACUAUGGUAAAGAAAAAUUAAAUGCUUCCUCAAAUAAGGAUAGUUUAGAUCAUUUUUACUUGUAUAGAAGGAAAAGAAAAUUGUCGCAUGGAGGAGACGACGAAUUCAACAAACUAUCCGAUGAAAUGAUUUUAAUGAUAUUCAGAUGGUUACCUAAGAAAUGCUUGGUACGUUGCAUGUUAGUUUGUAAAAGAUGGUGCCAAAUAGCACGAGACGAAGCGUUAUGGAGUAGACUGGAUUUAGGUAGUAAAGUUUUAAACGAAGGAACGCUGGAACAUAUAUUGCCACGCGGCGUUCAAAUUUUAAGGCUUGCUCAGGCUGAAAUUGCAGAUCCUAUAUUUAAAGACAGCACUGAAGUUUUAAGUAGUAAUUAUGUCUGUAAACUACAAUAUUUGGAUCUUUCUAUGGCAGUAAUAUCGGCGGACGGUUUAGCGAAUUUAUUAUCUAAAUGCAAAUAUUUAAAAAAAUUAUCCUUGGAAAGUUGUAUUUUGAAUAUGGCAUGCUGUAACGCGAUAAGUUUAAAUAUUGACAUGACGGUGUUGAAUUUAGCUAUGUGCGAAGGGCUAGAUCUUGAAUGUGUUACAGAUUUAAUUAAACUUAGAAGCUUAACUGUUCUCAAUGUGGCAUGGUGUUCGUUGGAUGCAGAGUCUGUCUCUCUGUUGUGUAAAUCACUUCCGCCUUCCCUUACACGCUUGAAUAUAUCCGGAUGCCGAAAAACUAUGACAGACGAUAAUAUCAAAGAUUUGGUCAAAUCUUGUCCGGAGAUCGUAGAAUUAGAUUUAAGCGAUUGCACGCUACUUACCAUGAAUACAGUUCCUAAUCUUUUAAAUUUUUCUAAAUUGGAACACUUGUCGUUAAGUCGCUGUUACAGUAUACCACCGUCAACUUAUAUUAGAUUAGCUUAUAUGCCAUGUCUGAUGUAUUUGGAUGUAUUUGGUUUGAUGUCGGAACCAAUGCUAAAAUCUGUACAAUCUAAUUGUGGGGAAACUGAAAUUAAUAAGUUCCUAUACAGUUCUGUCGCAAGACCAACAGUUGGCGUUCGAAGAACAAGUAUCUGGGGUCUUAGAGUUCGAGACUGAGAUCGAUAAAACGAUGAUACAAUUAUAUAAUUCUAGCAGAAAGUCGAUGUUACGAAUAACACGAUAAAGUUAAUAUGAAAUUGUAUAGAAGGUUUUAUUUUUAUAGUAAUACUGGCCUUCGUUGUGAGACUGAUCAUAUUAUUAAAAAAAAAAAUAAAUAAAUAAAUAAAUAAAAAAGAUAAAAAAAAAGAAGAAAAGAAACUAAUAUGAUAAGCACGCUUAUUCGAAUCACUAAUUGUACGUAAUUCACUAAUUCAGAUCUCUUUCUCAGAUGUCCCUUUUUUUUAAGGUGAACUACAUCUUCAUUUUAGUAUUACUAAAAUUAGAUUAUAUAUAUUUUGCAUAAUAGGGGAUGCUCUGUAUAUAACAAUUCAUGAUUUACUGUAUGCUCAUAUAUAUAUGUUUAUAUAUAAAUAUGCGGCAUACAGGUGUUCAUCAAGUGUGAUCGUAUUUAACUAAUAAUUAUUGUAUUGUAUGGUAUGCAUUGUAAAAGAAUAAAAGAUUUAUAUAAUUUUA
Molecule: messenger RNA, 2858 nt
Organism: Vespula vulgaris
Lineage: Eukaryota; Metazoa; Arthropoda; Insecta; Hymenoptera; Vespidae
Gene: Skp2
Product: S-phase kinase-associated protein 2-like
Exons: 6
Coding region: 795-2342 (515 amino acids)
Biological process (GO): SCF-dependent proteasomal ubiquitin-dependent protein catabolic process
Cellular component (GO): SCF ubiquitin ligase complex
Molecular function (GO): protein binding
Source: RefSeq, a predicted model, not a curated record